GAAGGUCUCCCUUCCAACCAUGCUGGAGACCACUUCGCCCAGUAAACCUGCGAAAGCAGACUGCCUGUCCCGUGCGCAAUUGAUUCCGAAUCAUCCAGGGAACAUUCGGGACAUGUACAACAUCGAGGCCAAGAAGCUUGGAGAAGGGACCUAUGGAUCUGUGUCUUGUGCCAGGCACAAGGCCACUGGGGCUGUGCGUGCUGUCAAGACCAUGUCGAAGGGCCAUGUGAAGAACAUGGAACGCUUCCAGCAGGAGAUUGCCAUCAUGAAGGUCAUGGACCAUCCGAACAUCAUCAAACUCUACGAGACUUUUGAAGAUC
Cladocopium goreaui is the source of this 320-nucleotide messenger RNA. The record is from the annotation of a GenBank genome assembly. Lineage: Eukaryota; Dinophyceae; Suessiales; Symbiodiniaceae.